GAACCGUACCGCCCACAGUUAACCCAAACCUAUAAAUUUGGAAUCGAAAACUGUGGAGAAAGAAGAUGAUGAAGCAGUAAUCCUGGGUUUUUCUAUUCGAUUCUUUAACAACAAUUUUUUUUUAGCUUGAGGAAUCUCUCAAAUUGCCAAUCUUCUGAAUUCCUCACCAAAACGCCAUCAAUUUCUUCAUCUCCACCCUCUUCUCCCUUAUAAACCCUUGUCAAUCAAUUCACACAAAAUGCUGCAAUUUUCCCUUAUCCUCAUUUAUCAGAAUUCGCUUCUGUCUGAAUUGGUACAUAAUUUAAGUUCUGAAAUCAUUAUAUUUCUAGGAAAUAUGAAAUGGCUGUUCCUGAAGUAGACAAGAGAGUGCUUGAACAACUGGAAGAAAUGGGAUUUUCAGUAGCUUGUGGAAUUCGGGCGCUUCAUUAUUCUGGCAAUACUUCUCUGGAAGAUGCUAUAAAUUGGAUAGUUGAUCAUGAGAAUGACUCAGAUAUUGACCAGAUUCCUCUGGUACCAGUAGACAUUGAUUUGGAUGCUGCUAAACCAUUUGCUAUCACUGAAGAAGUGAAGAUCAAGGCCCAAAAACUGAGGAUCGGAGCCAACCAAUUGAGAAAAGACAAAGAGAAGGAACUGGAAAGAGAAAGGGAAAAGGAGAGGAUUCAAGAUGGGAAGAGAAUUUUAGAAGCAAAGAAAACUGUAGAAGAAAUUGCAAGAAAAAGAAUGAUAGCUUCACGUGAAGUAGAAAAGGAGGAGGAAAGAAAAGCAAGGGAGAGGAUACGUCAAAAGUUAGAAGCAGAUAAGGCGGAAAGAAGGUCAAGACUUGGAAUGCUGCCUGUAGUUCCUUCAUCAGUGCAACCUCCAUGUCAUGUGGUACAAAAAAUGUCUGCUGAGGUCUCAAAGCCUGUCAAAUCUACUAAAAAGGUGGAGCUUCUAUGUGAGUGUUUACGAAGUCUAAGGCGCUGCCAUAAGGAUGAGGACACCAGAGUAAGGAAGGCUUUCCAAACUCUCCAAAUAUACAUUAGGAAUGUCACAAAGAAUCCUGACAUGGAAAAAUUCAGGAAUAUACCGCUCAGUAACCCAGUUUUCCAGGAACGAGUUGGCAGUCUGAUUGGAGGUGUCAGAUUUCUGGAAAUUUGUGGGUUUGAGAGGAAGAGGAGGGGGCAGUUCUUGUAUCUUCCACUGGAGAAGAUUGACAUGGAAACGCUAAAUUCAGCUUUAUUUGCAUUGCAAUCCGCAUUAACCAAUCCUUUUUUUGGAUUACUCUCUGCUGAAAUGGCACUCAAUGAAGGAUGAUCAAAAUGUGACCAUUGUGGCAUAGGUUGUGUAACCAAGAAUGAAUUAUCACAAGCUUGUUCAUGUCUAUUUCCAGAAUCGCGCAAAGAAAGGUUAAGCUUCUUUGUGCAGAAACCUUCUAAGAGUUCUAAUCAUUUGGCAGCUUCUCUUGCAUUCAGUUUGUGGUGUUACUUACAUUGUACAGCAGGAAUGCAUUAUCAGUUGACUACUUGUAUUACUAUCUACUCCGUAUUUAUUAACAUGAACAUUUAUAAUUAAUUAAGUUUUAUAAUAUGUAGU
Molecule: messenger RNA, 1572 nt
Organism: Spinacia oleracea (spinach)
Lineage: Eukaryota; Viridiplantae; Streptophyta; Magnoliopsida; Caryophyllales; Amaranthaceae
Exons: 11
Coding region: 340-1293 (317 amino acids)
Molecular function (GO): protein binding
Source: RefSeq, a predicted model, not a curated record